CUAUCGCGCAACACGACAAUGCCCUAGUGCUUCGUCGCGUGGCGCAAAGAAGCACUUUUAUCCAAAUUUGGCAAAAUGUUCAUUUUACCCCCUGCAAUUGAUUUUAUUGGUUUUUUAAGCUAGAACCAUGAUUAAGCAUGUUUUUGGGUAUCUAAGGUGUAUGCAAGUAUGUGUAAGUAUAAAACAUGUAUGAUCACACUCUGAAGCGUAUAUAAACUUAAAGUAUGGUUCAGUUUGUAUAAAAAGUGCGUAUUUGUGAUUGAUUACAUAUUGUGCGACUAUGAUCAAACAAGAUUGAUAUAAAAUACGUUUCCCAUUGAUCAAAAUAUCGGAUUACAAGGAUUGAAAUAGAACGCGAAAAUUCUCAUACCUUUUUGUUCACAUUACAUUUUUGCAGAUGUCAAAUGGAGAUAUAUUUGAGAAGAAUCAUGAUGAAAUUGAUUUUGAAUUUUUGGGAAAUAUCAGAGGAAAAGAAUGGAGAAUUCAGACAAAUAUUUAUGGAAAUGGAAGCACAAAAGUUGGCAGAGAAGAGAGAUAUGGCCUCUGGUUUGAUCCUACUGAUGAUUUUUAUCAAUAUAGCAUCCUUUGGACUCACACCCACAUCAUAUUCUAUGUUGAUGAUGUUCCGAUAAGAGAGAUCAAAAGAACCGAAUCAAUGGGUGGGGAUUACCCAUCAAAACCAAUGACUUUAUACGCGAACGCGACAAUAUGGGACACUUCCGAGUGGGCUACAAAUGGCGGAAAUUACAAGGUUAAUUACAACUACGCCCCUUACAUCGCUAAGUUUUCCAACUUUGUUCUCCACGGAUGCACCGCGGACCCCCUCACGUCGCUCAAAUGCGACGACGCAUCAAACGCCAACGUAAUCCCAAAGGGUAUCACGACCUCACAAAGGGCGAAAAUGGAAGGUUUUAGAAAGAAACACAUGCAAUAUUCAUAUUGUUAUGACAAAAUAAGGUACAAAACGCCACCUUCCGAGUGUGUGAUUAACCCGAAAGAAGCAGAGAGGUUGAAGAAGUUUGAUCCUGUGACGUUUGGUGGCGGUCGGGGUCACCACCAUGGGAAGAGACACCGCCGUGCGGUGGCGAUUUAAGCAUGGUGAGGACAAUGGUGGGAAAGCAUAUAAUUUGUUUGUGAUGAUGAUUAUGUGGAGAAAUAUGAGAUUUUGGUUGAUGAAUA
This is a messenger RNA of Helianthus annuus (common sunflower), 1179 nucleotides long. Its product is annotated as probable xyloglucan endotransglucosylase/hydrolase protein 28. Gene Ontology annotation, cellular component: cell wall; apoplast. Gene Ontology annotation, biological process: cell wall biogenesis; xyloglucan metabolic process. The coding region runs from base 398 to 1093 and encodes 231 amino acids. The transcript is spliced from 3 exons. Lineage: Eukaryota; Viridiplantae; Streptophyta; Magnoliopsida; Asterales; Asteraceae. Gene Ontology annotation, molecular function: hydrolase activity, hydrolyzing O-glycosyl compounds; xyloglucan:xyloglucosyl transferase activity. The record is from RefSeq and is a predicted model, not a curated record.